Messenger RNA from Olea europaea var. sylvestris, 1167 nucleotides. RefSeq names its product zinc finger MYM-type protein 1-like. The record is from RefSeq and is a predicted model, not a curated record. The transcript has 2 exons. Bases 1 to 1167 code for a protein of 388 amino acids. NCBI's taxonomy places the organism in Eukaryota, Viridiplantae, Streptophyta, Magnoliopsida, Lamiales, Oleaceae.
AUGAAUCAAAAGCAAAGUAUCUCCCAUGUUAUUUCUAACCAAAGUAGUAGUCAACAAAAAAAUUGUAGGACAAGGUUGAUUGCGGUGCUAGACUGUACUAGAUUCCUCUUGAUGCAAGGAUUGUCAUCUCGUGGUCAUGAUGAAUCGAAAGAGUCUCUUAAUAAAGAAAAUCUGAUUGAGCUACUAAAUUGGUAUGCAGCUCAUCGUAAGAAAAUUAAUGAAGUACUAUUUAUUAAUGCUCCUGGAAAUGACCAAAUGACUUCACCAAGCAUCCAUAAGGAUUUGGUUAAUUGGUGUGCUGUAGAGACGAUAAUGUCUAUGAUCAAUGAGAUGGGCGAUUCCUUGUUUUCAAUUUUGAUUGAUGAGUCUCGUGAUAAUUCUAUAAAAGAACAAAUAACAGUUGUUUUGAGGCUUUGCCACAUCGCUGAUACUUGUGCCCACUCACUCAAGGAUGCCAUUGAUGCAAUAUUUUCUACACAUGGGUUGAGCUUAUCUAGUCUGAGAGGUCAAGGUUAUGAUGGAACAAGCAAUAUGUCAGGUGAGUUCAAUGGCUUAAAAGCUUUAAUUUUAAGAGAGAACCUAUGUGUUAUGUAUAUUCAUUGCUUUGCUCACCAGCUUCAGUUGACAGUUGUUUCUGUUGCACUUAGGAAUGUUAUGCUUAGCGAUUUAUUUAACAUGCUUGCUAUUAUUGUGAAUUUGGUUGAUGCAUCAUGUAAACGUAUAAAUGCUCUUCGAACAAGUUAUCGUGUUGAAAUUCUGGAGAGGCUUAAUAUUGAUGAACUUUCUGGUGGAACUGGUCAGUUUCAAGAAAUGAGUUUGGCAUGCUCUGGUGAUACUAGAUGGAGCUCACAUCUAAAGACAGUUACUCGCUUUAUUAGUAUGUUUAAUGCGAUCAUAGAUGUUCUUGAAAAUAUAUCAGAAGACAGCAUAAGUUUACAGCAAAAAUUAAUGGCCGUAAGACAGAUGGACACUAUGCAAGAUUUUCAAUUUGUGUUCAGUCUCCAUUUUAUGUUUGAAAUUCUUGCAAUUACAGACGACCUUUCACAAGCCUUACAGAAAAAGAAUCAGAAUAUUCAGAAUGCUAUGAGAUUAUUGAAGUUGUGUAAGUACGCAUUGCAGAAUAUGAGAGACAGUGGUUGGGAUACUUUGUUGAGUAAGGUAAUUUAG